AUGGUCUCCAAACACCUCACUUGGCUCAAAGAAGAACCAUUACCACCAGAAAUGUUCGAUGCGAAUUCGAAAUAUGAAUCUUCUCUCAGUAUCACUGGCGAUUCAUCAAAUGAAAUCAGUGAAAAUGAGUGUACAGGGGAUUGCCGAAAGUUUUACCACGGUAAAUGUGUAGAUAUUAAUAAACAAGAUCUCAAUAAAUUUCUUAUGCAUGGAGUGCACUGGAUAUGCCCAAGUUGUAGAGACGUGACAAAUAAUACAUCUAUUGUGAUUGGAACCGAAAGCAAUGAUACUGAUAUGGAAUCUGUACCUUCUUCAGUCACUUUGAUAUUGAAAGAUAUCCAAGAAAAUCUGCGAUCUCUCAAUAAGAAAUAUGAGGAUGUUAUGGACUCUGUCAAUUUCUGUAGCAAUCAAAUCAGCACUUUCGAAACCGCUAUGAAUAGAAUGAACGAGAAAAUAGCGUCACUGGAGAAAGUGAACCGAGAAAAUGUUAACUUGAAAAUAGAAGUAUCCCAACUACAUACCAAAGUGGAUCUCUUGGAACAGCAAACUCGAGCGAAUAACCUAGAAAUACAAGGUGUGGCCUUCAAAGAAAAUGAAAAUCUGUUGAGCAUUAUGUGUAAGAUUGGUGAACACGUCAAGUGUCCUAUUGCCGAGGCAGACAUAGACACCGUGUAUCGUGUUGCCCCCCAUCCCUCGUCUGCUCAACAGAUGAAACCCAUCAUAGUCAAACUAUUAAAUAAGCAUAAACGGGAUUCGAUUCUAGCUGCAACCAAAAGACUCAGGCGUGAAAGCAAUACUGCUGGUAUUGCUAUAGAAAAUAUAUCAAAGAAGUUAUUCAUAAAUGAACAUCUAACCAGUAAGAUGAAGUUGCUGCUCAAGAAUACCAAGGAAGCCGCCAAAAGCAAGAACUUCAAAUUUGUUUGGGUCGCAGUGAUUGAUGUACCUCACACUGAACAAAGGGUAAGUUAG
Molecule: messenger RNA, 969 nt
Organism: Phaedon cochleariae (mustard beetle)
Lineage: Eukaryota; Metazoa; Arthropoda; Insecta; Coleoptera; Chrysomelidae
Source: the annotation of a GenBank genome assembly